GACUUUCUCCUCGUCAUAAAUUCACUUACACCAUCCCCUAUGCUAGAAGCUGGGAUAAUGUAUUGUAAUAAUUCACAUAUAUCGAAAAUGUUGCAAAGACUUCCUUCUAUCACAUGCCGAGCCGUACAGCGUCGAACUUCGUUAGUCGCUGAGUUUAUUCGACAAGACUGCCAACGAUCCCUUUCCCUCUCCUCGCACGUUUCCCACGUGCAGUUCAAUUCUUCUUCAACUUCUAUUAGACAAAGAAGGACAACGCCUUUUCAUUCAUCUGCAAACACACUUGUCGCUAGUCGGCAUUCCCGCAGCCUUCGACCCUUCGUUCAGAACUCCGCGGCAUUUUCCACAACACGAACGACUCGAGCUCCAGCGAUUGCGACGUUAAACCCACGAGAUGACGAUGAUGGAAAUCCGAUGUUUAUAGAGAUAUCACCUCGUGCAGCAAAGCGCUUAAGUGAAAUAACAGCCUCAUCGGAAGAAGAUCAGCAUCUGCGGGUCACCGUGACAAGCGGCGGAUGUCAUGGAUUUCAGUACUUAAUGUCCUUAGAACCGUCAACUAAAAUCGACCAAGCAGAAGACACUGUUUUCGAACCCUCUGAGACCGAUGAAACGUUACCGGGUGGCAAAGCCAGAGUUGUAAUGGAUCAACCAUCACUCGAAUUGCUAUCUGGUAGUACGGUUGACUUUACGACAGAGCUUAUUGGAAGCCAGUUCAAGGUCAAUAACCCUAGAGCCACGAGCAAUUGUGGUUGUGGGACGAGUUUUGAUAUUAAUCUAUAAGUUCUGUGUGUUCUACAAGAGCACGAGAUUGGCUAGGAAAUACUAGUUAUGUGCUAUGUCUAUAUAUAAUGUUGUUUA
This is a messenger RNA of Talaromyces stipitatus ATCC 10500, 855 nucleotides long. RefSeq names its product iron-sulfur cluster assembly accessory protein Isa2, putative. The transcript has 2 exons. Lineage: Eukaryota; Fungi; Ascomycota; Eurotiomycetes; Eurotiales; Trichocomaceae. Bases 40 to 777 code for a protein of 245 amino acids. Gene Ontology annotation, molecular function: iron ion binding; 2 iron, 2 sulfur cluster binding; 4 iron, 4 sulfur cluster binding. Gene Ontology annotation, cellular component: mitochondrion. The record is from RefSeq and is a predicted model, not a curated record. Gene Ontology annotation, biological process: iron-sulfur cluster assembly.